AUAAAGAGAACAGCCUGGAACAGCACAUUAUGUCAGAAUUUGCUAAGCUGCGACAGUUUCUCCAGGACAAGGAACAACAGCUGAUCCAACAGCUCAAAGAGGAAGCUGCAGGAAUUCUGGGAAAGAUGACAAAAAACUUAGAGAAUAUUGAAGAAAUGAAAAAGGCUAUUCAGAAGGAUAAAUCCAACAUUGAAUCAACAUUGCAGCAGGAAGACUCUGUACUUCUUCUCAAAGGAAUCACAGAUGAAAUAAAAAGCAUCAUGAAAAGACUAGAAGAAGAAGAAAAACAAAACAAAAUGAGGAAAGGUGUAUUUAAUGCUGAACUGGUUUCUGGCAGCCUAAAUCUUGGGGUAUACAGUGGCCCCCUGCAGUACAGCAUUUGGAAAGAAAUGCUGUCUGUCAUCAACCCAGGCCUGUCUCAUCUGACCUUGGACCCUAACACAGCAGAUCAUGGGUUCACUUUGUCUGAGAAUCUUACCAGUGUGAAGAGUAGUGUGAGCAAAUAUAUGUUAUUCAAUUUUAUUCUACCAUUCUCCAGCUUUGAUAAUGUUCGCUGUGUGCUGGCAUCAGAGGGUUUCACAUCAGGACGCUAUUACUGGGAGGUGGAGUGGGAAUCCUGGAAAGGCUGUCAGUUAGGUGUCACCAAAGAGUCCAGCAACAGGAAGCGGACAGCUACAGUGAGACCAAAGGAUGGAUACUGGGUAAUAUGUCUGUAUAAAGAGAGAUGUUAUCCUCGGGAUAUGUCAAACCUGUGGCUCAGACUAGGUGUGAAACCACAAAAGACUGGAGUGUACCUGGACUACGAGGGAGGUCAGGUGUCAUUUUACAAUGCAGAUAACAUGUCCCACAUCUACACCUUUACUGAUACUUUCACAGAGAGACUUUACCCUUGUUUUUUUCCUUAUAUUUUUUCAGAACCACUAAAACUAUUUCACCUAAAACUGUAAUGAUGAUUUGCACACACCAAUAUUUAUUGGCAAGGAAAUUAUUGAUGUAACCAAAUGUGUACAAAAUGCAUUUUAGUCACCAUAUAACAAAUAAAAACAUACCUGUUUCA
Messenger RNA from Protopterus annectens (West African lungfish), 1057 nucleotides. Its product is annotated as zinc-binding protein A33-like. Lineage: Eukaryota; Metazoa; Chordata; Ceratodontiformes; Protopteridae. The record is from RefSeq and is a predicted model, not a curated record. The transcript is spliced from 4 exons. Gene Ontology annotation, molecular function: protein binding. Bases 30 to 947 code for a protein of 305 amino acids.